Messenger RNA from Hibiscus syriacus, 780 nucleotides. RefSeq names its product phosphoserine aminotransferase 2, chloroplastic-like. The record is from RefSeq and is a predicted model, not a curated record. Lineage: Eukaryota; Viridiplantae; Streptophyta; Magnoliopsida; Malvales; Malvaceae. Gene Ontology annotation, biological process: L-serine biosynthetic process. Gene Ontology annotation, molecular function: O-phospho-L-serine:2-oxoglutarate transaminase activity; pyridoxal phosphate binding. Bases 1 to 780 code for a protein of 259 amino acids. The transcript has a single exon. Gene Ontology annotation, cellular component: chloroplast stroma; cytoplasm.
AUGGCCUCUCAUAGCACGAAACCAUCCAGCAGUAUACUCAUGCCACCAGCUUCCUCAACCUUGUUAGCCUCUACAUCCACGGCGUCAACGCCCUUAACCAACCCACACACCCCUCUCCUUCAGAAGACUCAUCAAAGCCAUGCCUUUCUCAAACCCAAAACCACCUUCCAUUAUGGAACCUCACCCAUGCCCUUCUCCAUCUCUUGUUCAUCCACCAUACAACCUUCCCUUCAAUCCCAAUCUCAAGAGCGGGUUUUUAAUUUCGCCGCUGGUCCCGCCACCUUGCCCGAGAACGUCCUCCUCAAGGCCCACACCGAGCUUUACAAUUGGUGCGGAUCUGGAACAAGCGUCAUCGAAAUGAGCCACCGCGGGAAGGAUUUCCGAGGCCGAUCUAUGUGCGCCUCUCGACAUAUCCGAAGACUCCGCCGUUUUGUUCCUCCAAGGUGGGGCGACAACCCAGUUCGCUUCUGUCCCUUUGAAUCUAUCAGCCUGAUGACACCGUUGAUUAUCUUGUUACUGGUUCGUGGGGAGACAAGGCUUUCAAAGAAGCUAAGAAAUACUGCAAACCCAAAGUUGUUUGGAAUGGGAAAUCGGAGAAUUACGUUAAGGUUCCAUCGUUUGAUGGGUUGGACUAAGCCCGAAUGCCAAGUAUUUGCAUAUAUAUGCGCCAAUGAGACUAUUUAUUGGGUCAAAGCAUCAGAAAAUCUGUAUGCACAGGAGGUAAAGCAAAGGAAGGAAAUUGAAAAAGCAUUACUCAAAAGCAUAUGGGACCCUUCAUGA